Messenger RNA from Struthio camelus australis, 1324 nucleotides. The record is from RefSeq and is a predicted model, not a curated record. NCBI's taxonomy places the organism in Eukaryota, Metazoa, Chordata, Aves, Struthioniformes, Struthionidae.
AUGCAUAGUGUGACCUGGUGCUGCAAUUCUCAUACUCUAUUGAAAGCUACAGAUCGCGUUUACUUGGUAGAUACGUUAGUAGGCGAUCCAGAGUUUCUGCAAGCAGAUGCUGAAAUAUACUAUGAGAAACUCUUCAAGAAAUCAUCAUCCGCUCCUGACGUUUUUUCCCUCCCUGGAGGAGAAAAGGUUAAACUUGAAGAUUCCUGUGUGUGUUUUGUCCCUCUCUACCGAAAUAAUGCUACUUGCAAAAUGUUGCUGUUAACUGAUCCACAGGAUAAAGAGACAGUUUUGGCAGUUUAUUUGAACCAGUCUUGGUGGCCUAUUGAAGAUGUAGUAAAGACAGCUGAUCCUUCUAGAGAUGGGCUAAUUUCGGUCCAGACAUUUGGAGAAAGGAUUGUCCUCUUUGUUCUGAACUACAUUAUUUUUGGAAUGCUGGAAGGGAGUUCAGCUAAUGAUGCAUUCUUUCUACCUCACUCUGCCACUGAGUGUGCCAAAAUACUCUGGAGAGAUGGUGAGGCUGUUGCCUUUUAUACAGUCAAGAUGAAAGGGAGCCUUUGUGAUGGUGCUACCAGUCAGUGUUAUUUGCUGCCAGUUUUGGAUACUAUAUUUGUCCAGAGAAAGUACAGAAGAAGUGGCCUAGGGAUGAAAAUGUUACAUGAUUUCUGUCAGUCUUUUGUGGCUGAGGAUGCCUUGGGGAUCAGCUGCCCUAUUUCUGCUGCCAUGUAUCAAGUUUGCCAGAAAUUCUUGCAGACUUAUCCUGAGGAGCAGAAGCGACUGUGGGAGGUGGAAGCACCAGGAGACUGGAGCCAACGAGUGAAUAUCUGGUUAAAAAUUCAGAUGGAGUCAGCCUUUUCAGGAACUGCUCACCUUAUUUCUCCAGAGGAUGAAGAGGGCUGUCAGGUUGAAUAUGCUCAAAACAGUAAGCCCGGACAAUCGGAUGCAGGCCAGAUUAAGAAGGGCACUGAAUACGUUCCUGAUGUUGGAAAAGUAGCAGGAGAUGCCACAGAAAAUAAAGAUGAAGCAGUAGCAGCAAGGAUUCUAAACCCGCGGGGUCCUGAACGAGAGGACCUAGAACAAGGUGCCGACGAUACUCAACAAUGCAAAGGAUUCAGAGAAAGAGCAGACCCUGGGGGCUUAGUUGGAGACAAGGCCAGCAAACAGCUCAGAAUUAUACCAUAACUCCAGUCUCAAAAAAGAGCAAAAUCACUGUGCAGUCUUAAAAAAUUAUAACUGACUGUUCAUAAUUUGUAACACCAGAGAGAUUUCUUCAGGUAAGAUAAAAUUUUUUUUGCAGGGCACGUGUUCCCCAUCUUGUGUGCUGUUU